Setaria italica (foxtail millet) is the source of this 3000-nucleotide messenger RNA. Its product is annotated as probable LRR receptor-like serine/threonine-protein kinase At1g05700. Lineage: Eukaryota; Viridiplantae; Streptophyta; Magnoliopsida; Poales; Poaceae. Gene Ontology annotation, molecular function: protein binding; protein kinase activity; ATP binding. The coding region runs from base 1 to 2832 and encodes 943 amino acids. The record is from RefSeq and is a predicted model, not a curated record. The transcript is spliced from 12 exons. Gene Ontology annotation, biological process: protein phosphorylation.
AUGGCGGCGGCGCCGAUGAUUCUCUACCUCCUGUGCUUCGUCGCCGUCUCGUCGGAGCUCGCUGCCCGCGCCCAUGGACAGGUCGACACCCUGGGCUUCAUCAGCAUCGACUGCGGCAUCCCAGAGGGCGCGGCGUACGCGGACCAGUCCACGCGGGGCCUCCGCUACAUCUCCGACGCCGGGUUCACCGACGCGGGGCUCAACGCCGGCGUCAACCCGCCGUACAACAUCAAGGGCCUGGCCGACCGCUACCUCACCGCCCGCUACUUCCCCGGCAGCGACGGCGAGCGCAGCUGCUACACGCUCCGGCCAGUGACCGCCGGCGGCAGGUACCUCGUCAGGGCCACCUUCUACUACGGCAACUACGACGCGCUGAACCGGCUCCCCGCCUUCGACCUCCACCUCGGCGUCAACCGCUGGGUCACCGUCAACGUCACCGCCCCCGGCGCCAUGUACAUCUACGAGGCGGUGGUGGUGUCGCCGGCGGACUUCUUCCAGGUGUGCCUGGUGAACCGAGGCCUGGGCACACCGUUCAUCUCCGGGCUUGAUCUGAGGCCGCUCCAAGACGAAAUGUACCCGGACGCCACCGUGAACCAGUCGCUGGCGCUGCUCAACUUCCGCCGCCCGGCGGCGACAUACAGCUUCAACCGAUACCACUUCUGGCGGCCGGCCAGUACAUACCGAGUGUUCAGGUACCCAUUUGAUCCAUACGAUCGGCUCUGGCAGUCUUACGGAGAUAUUGACGCAUGGACCAACAUAACAUCCACAACAGCCGUCGAUGUCUCCAACAUCAGCAGCUUCCAUACGCCAUCGAAGAUACUGUGGAGCGCUGCCACUCCAGUGAACGGAACCCGGAUCGACUUCACAUGGAGCUCAGAUUCCUCCAUAAACAAUGACAAGACAUCAUACCUCCUGUUGCUUUACUUUGCGGAGGUGCAGAGGUUGCCAAGCAAUGCACUGAGGCGGUUUGAUAUCCUUGUUGAUAACACUACAUGGAAUGGCAGCCAGGGCUACAGCCCGAGGUACCUUUCUGCCGAGCUUGUGAAAAGGAUGGUGCAGGGAUCAAGCCAGCACACUGUCUCGCUUGUUGCCACACCAGAUGCGACUCUUCCACCACUCCUGAAUGCAUUCGAGAUAUAUUCGGUGCUGCCAAUGACUGAGCGUGCGACAAAUGAUGCAGAUGCCAAGGCCAUGAUGGAGAUUCGCAAAAAUUAUGCAUUGAAGAAAAAUUGGAUGGGUGAUCCUUGUUCACCAAAAGCAUUUGCUUGGAAUGGAUUGAACUGCAGUUAUACUUCAUCUGGCCCUGCAUGGAUCGUAGCUCUGAACUUGUCAUCUAGUGGGUUGAGCGGUGCAAUCGAUGCUUCUUUCAGAGAUCUAAAAUCCCUGCAAUACCUGGACUUGUCCAAUAACAGUCUAUCUGGUCCAGUACCUGAUUUUCUUGCGCAAAUCCCAUCACUCACAUUCCUUGAUUUGUCAAGCAACAAACUCAACGGACCAAUUCCUGCAGUUCUACUACAAAAACGUCAAAAUGGAUCUCUUGUAUUAAGGACCGGUAACAACGCAAAUCUGUGUGAUAAUGGUGCUUCUACCUGCGAACCAGAGAACAAGAUUGGUAAAAGAAUACUUAUCAUUAUUGCAAUAGUUGUCCCAGUAGCAGUAGCUACUCUACUAUUUUUGGCGGCAUUUCUUAUCCUUCGUAGAAUGAAGAAUAAACAAGUUACAAGGACAGCAAACAACUCAAGGCUUCCUAGCCCUCGAGAAAGAUCGAAUGUAUUUGAAAACAGACAGUUCACCUACAAAGAGUUGAAGCUCAUGACAGCUAACUUCAAAGAAGAAAUAGGGCGAGGAGGAUUUGGUGCUGUCUUUCUAGGAUAUUUGGAGAAUGGAAGUCCAGUUGCUGUCAAGAUGUGUUCAAAAACAUCUCAAGGGGAUAAAGAGUUUUCAGCUGAGGCUCAACACUUGACUAGAGUUCAUCACAGAAACCUUGUUUCCUUGAUUGGAUACUGCAAGGACAAGAAACAUCUAGCCCUUGUUUAUGAAUAUAUGCAUGGUGGAAACCUAGAGGACCGUCUAAGAGGCGAAGCCUCUGCUGCAGCACCCCUCACUUGGCAUCAACGUCUCAAGAUUGCUCUCGACUCUGCCCAUGGAUUGGAGUAUCUACAUAAGGCAUGUCAACCGCCACUGAUCCACAGGGACGUGAAGACAACGAAUAUUCUGCUAUCUGCUGAACUUGAGGCGAAGAUAUCUGAUUUUGGGCUUAGUAAGGUGUUUGCCGACGAUUUUAAGACCCACGUCACAACACAACCAGCAGGUACCCUGGGGUACCUGGACCCUGAGUACUAUAACACAUCCCGGCUCAGUGAGAAGAGUGAUGUGUACAGCUUCGGAGUCGUGCUACUGGAGCUCAUCACAGGUCAGCCACCGGCAGUCCCUGUUACUGGCACCGAGAGCAUCCACAUUGCACUUUGGGUGCGCCAGAAGCUCUCCAUGGGUAACAUCGAGAGCAUUGUUGACCCGAGGAUGGGAGGAGAGUAUGAUGUCAACUCUGUCUGGAAAGUUGCAGAAUUGGCACUGCAAUGCAAAGAGCGGCCAUCACGUGAACGGCCAACAAUGACUGACGUUGUGAUGGAGCUCAAGGAGUGCAUGGAGCUGGAUGUGCUGCACGCAAUGGGAUAUUACAGCUCGGCGCCGAGUAGCACAGUCAAUCUCAGUGCAGCGAGUGUUGAUUUGCAGAGUGAUGCCCAAGAAAGUGAUGCAAGACAGGAAACUGCGCUUGACCUGGAACAGUUGGGCAAUGCAUCAUCAACUCAAUUAGGUCCUGCACCACGAUGAGACCGAUCGUUCAAUUUGUAUGUUUAAUGGUCUAGAAUUCAUGGAGUAAGUCAAAGAUGCAUCAGAAAAUUGUAUUUCAUCAUGUUAUUUGAGCUGUUAAAUCAAGUAACUAGCUGCACAACCCUCCAUCUAUGAAUGUUGUAUGCUUAUGGUAGAAACUGAAGAUGC